AUGGACAAGCCUCAAAGCCCGCCAGUCACACUUGCACCAGAUCCAGACGUCAAAUCCAGGAACCAACCAAUGGAACAUAUCUUCAAGGCUGUAACGUGGUCUGAGGAAGAAGAUGAACGGCAGCAGAACGAGAGACGCUCGGUUCUCUAUUGCGAUCUUCUGCCAGACAUCUCCAGCGUAGCACGCCCAGUUGACAAGUCCGGUAGUUACAUGGACAUGCUGCCAUGGUGGAACCCGGAUUAUGAGUCUAGUACAACUCUAACAACUACAGAGAGGGCUACCCCGAUUCCCCAGGUCAAGACUCUGUUGUCUCCUAAUGAGCAACAUACUGACGACAUCAAACGCGAGAGGGCGUUUCAUGACCUCCUGACCAAGGCUGGGGGACGCCCUUGGUAUUCCAGUGAGCUCAUUGACCAAGUCGCCCAGAAUCCAGAACAACACACCGAGCUUCUUGAGUACUGGAAACAAGACACUACCGGAUCGGGGAAGCAAGAAUGGAUGGUAUUUGAACGGCAGCUGGAAAGGUGGAACCAGUUUUGCCGUUAUCAGCUGAGAGUGAGACGAAACCGGGAUACAUUUGACGAAUACCUGGCGCGAUGUACCAAGUGCCUCUCUAAACAAUCUCUCACCACGCCACUUCAUAUGAAACCAGAUCCAGCAGACCAGGAUCCAUUAUCACAAUGGCUUGAGUACCUAUGCUUUGAGGUGUCAGAGCGUAAAAAAUACUCGUGGUAUAAGCGCUAUAACCAGCAGUAUGAAAGCGCCUGGCAGACACUCGUUGACUCCAAGUUGUUAGAAUUGCAUGAAGACCGAGAUCAGAUUGAAGCAGCAGGAUAUACACCAGCAUCAGAUGGUGAAAGGACCAAACUGAGACAAGCCGUGGAGGUGGCCAGUUCAAACGUCUUAUUAGCUGAACGGGAUCUGUUGGACCCAAGUGUCAGGGGGCCAGUAGCACAACGGAAACUCUUUGAGACUCAAGCCAAGCUUGACUCUGCAAUCGAAGCCUUUGAUCAUUUCCAACGUCGGGGAGAUGCGAUCAAGGUGUUUCUCCAGUCCACCUCUGCCUAUCGUGAGGCAAGGCGUGGAGCUCUGCGACACCAGAUGCUUUUACGAUGGAUGAGGCAGCAGGUCCCGUUGAUAGAGGAGGAUCUUGGCGUACCGCCUUCGACGGGACAUCUGGAUGCCGAAGUGCUUUUCGAGAUGGACAGCGACGAGAGCGACGACCAGAAACCGAGUAUUGACUCUUCUCGCACCGAGUUAAUAGACACACUUGCCGGGUUGCAACGAAAUGAAAGCAAAAAGCGUCUCGCGAGUAUUUCGGCAGAAGUUAGUCGGACCAACAGCAAUGUUCUCCCGAAGCGCUCCAAAUAUGCGUGCAAUGAUGAAGACGAAGCGAGAUAA
Fusarium musae is the source of this 1401-nucleotide messenger RNA. RefSeq lists its product as uncharacterized. NCBI's taxonomy places the organism in Eukaryota, Fungi, Ascomycota, Sordariomycetes, Hypocreales, Nectriaceae. The record is from RefSeq and is a predicted model, not a curated record. The coding region runs from base 1 to 1401 and encodes 466 amino acids. The transcript is spliced from 2 exons.